Myripristis murdjan (pinecone soldierfish) is the source of this 1807-nucleotide messenger RNA. RefSeq names its product plasmolipin (gene pllp). Gene Ontology annotation, molecular function: structural constituent of myelin sheath. Gene Ontology annotation, cellular component: membrane. The record is from RefSeq and is a predicted model, not a curated record. The transcript has 4 exons. Lineage: Eukaryota; Metazoa; Chordata; Actinopteri; Holocentriformes; Holocentridae. Gene Ontology annotation, biological process: myelination. The coding region runs from base 403 to 966 and encodes 187 amino acids.
AUCUGAACGUGGAAGUUUUCUCUCUUUCUCUGUUUUCUGACUGUCACUAGUGUCUUUUUUGUUGUUUUGUUUCCUGUCACUGUCUCAGGAUAUAUCUGUGCUCCUGGACUGAACUUCUUGCACCGUGCAGACACUCCCAGUGAACCUGGCUGGUGGUUUUACCGGAUACCCAACUUCAACUAAUACAACCACAAGCGACCUGACAGCCUCUCUGAGCUCCUCCGACUCCACACAAACAAACACUGGACGUGGAGUGACAGACGCAGCAAACCCGGUGUCCUCAAGGAGGUGAAGCUCCAGACGUUUAUUCCCAGGGAGAGAGAGCGUCACGUCCAGGAGGGAUCUGCUCUGCUCUGGCCGGUGCAGAGACGUCCCGUCCGGCUGCAGGACGGUCCCCGGGUUAUGGCAGAGUUCCCGUCCAAGGUGACGACAGAGACGAGUCCGCCCCGGUCGCAGGCCUCUCAGCAGGGGGGGAACAGCCUCGGAGGGCUGGCCGCCAGCGUCACCGUCAGGAUGGACAUGACUUUCAUCAAGAGCAUCCCGGCCGUCCUCAUGAUGGCUGAGAUGGUUCUGGGCCUGCUGCAGUGGGCGCUCAUCGCCAGCGCCUACUACACGCUGGUGCCGGCGUACGGCUGGGUGAUGUUUGUGGCCGUCACCCUGUGGCUCCUCACCACCAUCCUCUUCUUCAUGAUCCUCUUCAGCGUCCAGCGGAAGCUCCCUGCUGUUCCCUGGCCCCUGACGGUCAUGAUUUACCACGGCGUUGCCACCGUGCUCUACCUGACCGCCUUCCUGGCCAACGCAGCAUCUGUCACGCCCUUCUACCGCACCUUCUACUACGGACACAUGGCAGCCGCCGCCUUCUUCGGCGCGGUGGUGACCGUGGCGUACGCUGCCAGUGCUUACUUCUCCUACUUGGACUGGAGGGGUGACGGAGGGAACGCCGCCACCAGCACCGUGCCCACAUAGGAGGCAAAACCCGUGGCACCGGGCCCAGGAAGGGGCCGCCUCACGGACCUCACGCGUCUCCAUCCAAACUCGACACAGAAAUAUUCGGACAUGUGCAGCUUUUUUGUGCAAACUAAAGCUUCAGUAUUUGUGUUCAGAUUCACCCUUUUCAGACAGAGCUGCUGACACCUGAGUCUGAGCCAGACGUCCCAGCUGAGGUGAGUUUACCUUCCCAAAAGGACCGAGGCCUCACGCUCAGACCCUCCUAAACUGCCUGCAUGGUUGGUUUUACAGUUGCAAGACAAAAGUGCCAGAUUUGGUCUUGAUAAGCUUCUAAAAUGUCAUUUAUUCCUUUUUUGGGGAGGAGAUGCUGCUCUCUUGGCCAAUACCAGGUCUUUUUUUUUUUAAAUGAUGAAUGCAAAUAACAAUAACUUUACAUCCAUGAAUAAACGUGACUGCUGUAGCGUGUUAGGUGGCAGCAGCAGUGGUGCUCAUGAGGAAAAGAGAUGUGAAAGACCAUCUUAAGCACAUUUUUAUUAUUAUUUCACACUCCUCAUGCUCUGGACAUGAUUCAGACUGAACUGUGCAGCUAGUGACAAUAUCAGCCCAGUUAUAACAGAGCUGUAAUAUACUAUUGUGUCUUUCAUCAGCUAAGUUUCUUGUGUGAUUAUUAUGGCCCAGCUCUUCAUUCGGGCCUAAAACCUUUAAUUUAAAAAUCUGAUUUGAGCUCAGGAGUAAAUCCACUUUGUUCACAUUUGUGAGCGCCAGUUUCACAGACAUGGAUAAAUAAUGUCUCUUUUAGAUGUUGUAUGCAUACAGAUUUUAUGUCUUUAUUUUUUUCCUGGUCACCUCUAAUGCGAUG